Molecule: messenger RNA, 729 nt
Organism: Acanthosepion pharaonis
Lineage: Eukaryota; Metazoa; Mollusca; Cephalopoda; Sepiida; Sepiidae
Source: the annotation of a GenBank genome assembly
AUGCAAAAUGUUUUGAGAGAAUUGAAUACCUGCAGGCCACUCAAAUGGAUAAAAUUGAACAGUGGAUCUUAUUAUUCAUAUGUCAAGGUGUCAAAGCCAGAUGAAUUUGACUACCUUUUGUGCUCAACGCUUGUACAGUGUAGAAUUGAGCAGCUCUCCUCAUCACCCAAUUAUUGCCGUGUCUUUGUAACAAACAGAAAGAUGUUGCCACUUGACUUUCGAGAGCUCUUAGGUCCUGAUGAUGAACUGUUCCCAUCAAAGUUCAAAGAAUAUGUCUUCAAGGUGUUUGAUUUGUGUUUAAAGGAAAUGAGCAACAGAAGACUAGUUAAAAUAUCCACUGGAAGUACAUGUCCUGCUUAUACAGUAGAAUAUAAAUAUGGAAAGCAGAAUAAAUAUAUUUAUGACAUUGAUUGGAUUCCCUGCUUGGAAGUUCAAGACUGUCCAGAUUCUUACAUGGAAUGGAAAACAAAGAAGUUGACUGAUGAAGAAAAAUCAGACUGCAAAAUUCUUGUGGUUCCUAAAAAUUUGGCUGCUAAUGAUGAAAAUUUUGAAUUAUGGCGGCUAAGUUAUUCCACAUUUGAGAAGAAAAUAAUCCGUGACAAGUGCAAACCAGAUGAUCGACGUGUCAUACGAGUUUUAAAGAAUAUAUUGACAUGUGAAAAUGAUCACAAGAUCAAGAGAUCUUCCAUAUUUCUUCAUUUCAUCUAUCAACCUUUUGCAGAAUAUUGA